This is a messenger RNA of Malania oleifera, 2960 nucleotides long. RefSeq names its product pentatricopeptide repeat-containing protein At2g17525, mitochondrial. The transcript has 2 exons. Gene Ontology annotation, molecular function: protein binding. NCBI's taxonomy places the organism in Eukaryota, Viridiplantae, Streptophyta, Magnoliopsida, Santalales, Ximeniaceae. Bases 189 to 2078 code for a protein of 629 amino acids. The record is from RefSeq and is a predicted model, not a curated record.
ACCAAACAAAGGAAAUACCAAUAUGAACAGACAGGAGAUCUAUGCAAGGCCAUAACUAUGUAGCGGUUAGCAAGCAUUUCUGUUCUGGAUAUAAGUGAACGUUUGGCCAUAAGUUGUCACUCUAGUUGCUAUUGGCGACUCCAUGCUCGACCAUUGGAAGGCCUUCGACAUAUGAAAUUAAGCACUUCAUGCCCUCCAUCCCCAACCCUGCAAAGCUUCCAAUCUUCUCUGCUUCAGCCCGUCGUGGGUUUCUUCUCUGCUGUCGAUCUAGACCCGUUUCAUCGUCUUCUUCGCCAGCCCCGACCCACCAGCACAUUGUCCGUCUAAUCCUCGAUCAGAAAUCGGCAUCCCAGGCCCUCCAAACCUUCCGAUGGGCCUCGCAACUCUCCAAUUUCACCCACAACCAAUCCACCUACAGAGCCUUAAUUCACAAGCUCUGCUCCUUCCGUCGAUUCGAUACCGUCCAGGAUCUGCUCGACGAAAUGCCCGAGUCAGUUGGUUCGCCCCCGGAUGAAGAUGUUUUCGUCACUAUCGUCCGAGGUCUUGGGAGGGCCCGGAUGGUCCGCGAAGUCCUUAAGGUACCCGACUUGGUUCUCAAAUUUGGUCGUAAUACGUCUGUGAAAAUCUUCAAUUCCAUACUCGAUGUUCUUGUCAAGGAGAACAUUGAUUUAGCGAGGGAGUUUUAUAGGAAGAAGAUGAUGGCUAGCGGCGUCCAAGGGGACGAUUACACUUUUGGGAUAUUAAUGAAAGGCCUUUGCUUGACGAACAGAAUUGGGGAUGGGUUUAAGCUUCUACAACUGAUGAAAACUCGGGGAGUAACCCCAAAUACUGUGAUUUAUAAUACUCUGAUUCAUACACUCUGCAAGAAUGGGAAGAUUGGGAGAGCCAGGAGUUUGAUGAGUGAGAUUGGGGAGCCCAAUAAUGUGACUUUUACUGUUUUGAUAUCUGGGUAUUGCCGAGAAGAGAAUUUGGUUCAAGCUCUAGUGCUGUUAGAGAAAUGCUUCAAUCAAGGCCUCAUCCCUGAUGUUAUUACAGUGACUAAGGUGGUUGAAAUUCUUUGUAAUGUGGGUCGUGUUACGGAGGCCUUUGAGGUUCUUGAGAGAGUUGAGAGGAAGGGAGGUGCAGUUGAUGUCGUGGCUUAUAACACCUUAAUCAAGGGUUUUUGUAGAUUAGGGAAAGUUAAAGUCGGGCAUCGUUUGUUGAAGGAGAUGGAGAGUAAGGGUUGCCUCCCAAAUGCAGAAACAUACAAUGUGUUGAUAUCUGGUUUCUGUGAUUGUGGAACGUUAGAUUCAGCACUUGACCUUUUUAAUGACAUGAAGACAGAUGGUAUAAACUGGAAUUUUUCCACAUAUGAUUUGUUAAUCAAAGGUUUGUGCUCAGGAGGGAGGACUGGAGAUGGGUUUAAUAUUUUGGAAUUGAUGGAAGAUAACAGAGGGGCUGGUGGUCAUAUUGGUCCUUACAAUAGUGUGAUAUAUGGCCUGUAUAAGGAAAAUCGUUUGGAUGAAGCACUUGAAUUUUUAGCUAAAAUGGGGACCUUGUUUCCAAGAGCUGUUGAUAGGAGCUUAAGGAUAUUAGAUUUUUGCAAGGAGGGCAAUGUUGGGGAUGCAAAGAGGAUUUAUGAUCAGAUGGUUGGGGAAGGGGGUAUCCCAGGUGCUCUUGUUUUUGUCCGCUUAAUUCAUGGAUUUUGCCUGGAAGGGCGAGUGCGGGAAGCAUUUGAGCUGAUGAAUGAGAUGAUUGGUUUUGGUUGGUUUCCUGUUGCAUCAACUUUCAAUGUUUUAGUCAGAGGGUUCUGCAGGCAAGGUAAAGUUGGGAGUGCUUCAAAGCUUGUGAAAGAGAUGGUUGAGAGAGGUUGUCUAGCUGAUAUGGGGAGUUAUAGUCCUUUGAUUGAUGCUCUGUGUAGGAAAGGGGAUUUCCAAAGGGCGUUAAGCCUUUUUCUGCAAAUGAUAGAAAAGGGAAUUUGUCCUGAUAUUUUCACGUGGAAUUCUUUGCUUCUUGGUCUAAGUCAAGAAACAGUAUGGUGUGAAGCCAUGAAUAUUAUGAAUGUAGAUAACCUUUUACAUAGGACCAUUGAGACAUGAAUUAUAGUUCAAGGAUAAGUGCAUUUUUGCUGAUGAUGAAUGGUGAAUCAAUUUUUUUGAUAAUUGAUGACAAACUUGCAGCUUUACUUGAGUAGGAUGCUUGAAAGUUGAGAACUGAUUUAUGCUUUGUGUUAUUGGAUUUGAAUACUUUAAAAGGGAACUAUAGUUGUAUUUCAACUGGUUUUUCAUGAUUUACAGAAGCUAAAUAAUGAAGAUGAUUCUUUUGGAGAGGCAGUAAAAGAAUCUGUGGUUCAUUAGCAAUAAACAGAGAGUUUAAUUUUGAAGUCACAGCAUCUUCCUUUCUGAUUAUAAGCUUGCCAAGAUUUUCACUGGUCAAAGAAAAAGAUUGUCAAUUCUUUUAAUUACACUGCUUAAAUAGCCUCUGGACUCCUGGAAGUUAGGGUGUGAUGCAAGGACAAGGCUUGAUGGAAGGUUUGUGCAUUUAGAGUUGCAGUUGGAGAUCUAAAGGAAUCUUCUCUAACCCACAAUUGUUGCCACCGUUGUCCUUGUCAUGAUGCAUUUGGAUAAUAACAAAAAAAAACAUACAUAUGAAGAUAGUUGAAUAUCCACUGCAUUUUUUGUGCAACGCAAUGCCUUUGGAGUAAUUCUGCUGCCUUAACCAUAUUUGAAGAUAGUUAAAUAUUUGCUACAUUUUUUCUGCAGCGCAAUAGUCAUGAAGUCCUCUUAGAUCCUAUCUGUAGUUUGUAGUAUAAUUUUAAUGUUUGAAUUCCACUUCUGUUAUUUUCCAAUCUUUGUUAAAAUAGUACGGUUGCUUGAAGAUGAAGUUGGAGCAAGGCGGUUGUUGUAUGUGCUAGAAUACUUGUGCUUGCUGAUUUCGUCAAUGUUUAUGUUAAUAUAGUGGACAAAGUUUUUUCUUUUAAA